AAAUAAAUGAUAAAACACUUUAAGAAAUAUCGACUCACAAAAAUUAAUAUUCCAAAAAAGUAGUACUGUUACAAGUUUACAGCGUAAAACGCCAACUUAUUGCAACCACUAGUUAGCUGUACAGUAACUAAAACAAAAAAAAAAAAUAGUUUUUGGGAAAAUACACCAAAACUUACGAGUAUUUCAACAACGCAAAUUGUAUUGUUGCUAUUUUGUCGGAUAAAAUUUAAUAUUUUUACCUUUUUUAUGUUUCUGUGAAGUGUGAAAUAUCAAGAACAACAAGCAAAUAGUGCAGUUACUAAGUAUUAAAACAGCAACAAGCACAACAACAAUACGCAAACUCAUGAAAUUUUAAUGACACCAAGAACUAUUGUUCAAACAAAAACGGCGAAAAGCAUAAGCCAACUCUACCAACAACAAAAACAACAAAACGAAAAAUAGCAGAGGCGUAAAACAAAAGGCCUGAAAGGAGAAGGCGUGUUGUGUUUUACAACAAACAAACAAAUAAAUACAAUAAAAAUUAAAACAAAAACAAAAAGGGCCAAUAGAAAUUCCCAAGCAGUUGUGUGUGUGUGUGUAUGUGUGCGUGGCAGUAUAUGUUUUUACGUCUAUGCAUGUCAAAAACUUGUUAAUUUGUGCAUCGUAAAUCAUUUCGAAACGUCCAAAGUCACAAUAUUGUCAUCAACAACAACAGCGACACACUAAUAACUGUGUACAGUGGGUGGUGACACACACAGGCAGUCGUCAGUCGCGCAGCAGCAGUAGUCGUCAGUCAUACAGUGACGCGCGCGCUCGCACAUACUAAGGUACCUUCAUAGUGACGACGACGACGACGACGCAGACAAUGCAAACGACCACAUCAACUGCAGGCGUGUAAAUUUUUUGUUGUUUUGUAUCUAUCUGCAGCUAUUAUCAACGCCCUACCUACACGCCCAACAACAGCUACACACCUACAACUACAUAAAUUAGCUACCAAUUACCUGAAAAGUCGAAAGGCAAUUCAAGCGUACUCACUCAACCUACUACCUGUCAGCCUCGCAGCAUACUGUUUACGGUCUUCUCCUACCUUUACGCGUUAAAUUUCCGUCCUCCGUCCAACUAGGCCUCCCGCAGCAGCAAGCACAUUGCGAGCAUUUACUAGCCAAAUUAGUACGAAUUAUUGUUUUCCAUCCUGCUGCGGCAUUCACGUUUUCUUACGUUUCUUCCUGUGAAACGCACGCGCGCACGCUUAGUUGCAAGCGCAUUUCGUUUCACUGUCACACUGCGCUUCAUCAUUGUUGCUCCGCGCGCCUAGCGUUGGUGGUAGCAACAACCUGCGCGCAGAUCUUCUACAAGCGUAACGCGCCAAUUCGUUUUGCUGCGCUCGUUUAGAAAUUUUUGCAUAUCUACUCCCUUUAAAUGUGUUGCGUGCGCUGGACGCGUUCAACAGCAACAGUGCAAGAGUAGAGUGCGUGAAAAAUGUUAUUAAAAAUGGAACAGCAACAAGCAACAGCGUCGUUUAUAUCGUCGCUUAAUAUGUCACCAUUCACCAUGCAGCUGGAUCCACAACAGCCGUCCAGUCCAGCUUUGGGCUGCACGGGCGGUCCCAAUAGUGGGCAAACAAGCGCCAAUUCCAGCGCCGCCUCCAAUCGUGGCAGCGGUGGCAAUGCAGAUGCAACAGCGCUUAAUAGCGCCGAAGCUGAUUAUAGCGCUUAUGCGCUCCACUUGAGCGCUGGCAGUGGCGGUAAUACGGCGGGCAGUGGCAAUAAUGAUGGCGUUGCGGGCAAUACGGGCAACGCACAUCAUCAACAUCAUCAUCACCAGCAACAGCAGCAGCAGCAGCAGCAACAACAACAACAACAGCAGCAGCAGCAUUAUCAGCAACAUUAUCAAACACAGCAACCGCAGCAGCAGCAGCAGCAGCAACAACUGCAGCAGCAACAACAACAACAACAACAACAGAAUAUUGCCAACAAUCCCAACUUUUCAUAUUCGUAUAUAUAUAAUUUUGAUUCACAAUACGUAUUUCCGACAGGUUAUCAAGACAAUACGUCAUCACAUUCGCAACAGAGCGUUAGCGGCGGCGGUGGCGGUGGUGGCCCGGGCUCUGGCGGUGGUGGUAGUAGCGCCAGUAGUAAUGUCACCAAUGUUGUACUACUCAAUGGCAGUAAUCCAAAUGCUGCUGGUGGUUAUAUGACACUCCUGCCACCGGCCACCUCGAGUGGUCAAAUGGGCAUAUCGGCGGGCGGCACAAGCGCUAGCGCUGGUGGUGGCUCCGGUGAGGGUAUUGAUUUCAAGCAUCUCUUCGAAGAGUUGUGCCCCGUUUGCGGUGAUAAGGUGAGCGGCUAUCACUAUGGGCUGCUGACGUGUGAGUCUUGCAAAGGUUUCUUCAAGCGUACCGUGCAAAAUAAAAAAGUAUACACAUGCGUCGCUGAGCGUUCCUGUCACAUCGAUAAGACGCAACGGAAGCGUUGCCCCUACUGUAGAUUCCAGAAAUGUCUCGAAGUGGGCAUGAAACUUGAAGCCGUGAGAGCGGAUCGAAUGCGCGGGGGUCGCAACAAAUUCGGACCUAUGUACAAACGCGAUCGGGCGCGAAAACUACAAAUGAUGCGUCAACGACAACUCGCCUUGCAAGCGCUACGCACAUCCAUUGGCUCGGUUGAGAUGAAGUCGUCGCCACUCUCGCCUGGUUACCAACAAGCAUAUCCAAAUAUGAAUAUAAAACAAGAAAUACAAAUACCUCAGGUGUCCUCUCUCACACAAUCACCAGAUUCAUCGCCCAGUCCCAUUGCGAUUGCGCUCGGGCAGGUCAAUACAAGCGGCGGUGUGAUAUCAACGCCCAUGAAUGGUGGUGGCGGUGGUGGUAGCGCUGGUGGUGGUGGUGGUGGCGGCGGCGGUAAUGGCAAUGGUGGCAACACCGGCGCCAAUAAUAGCAGCAGCAAUAACGCCAGCGAUGGACUCAACCGCGGUGGCAGUGGCAAUUGCCACGACACUGGAACUGGAUCUCUGCAGAAUGCGUCCGACGCGAAAAUGUGCUUCGACACCGGUACGCAUCCUUCAAGCACUGCUGACUCCAUCAUCGAGCCACUUAGGGUGUCGCCAAUGAUACGCGACUUCGUGCAAUCGAUAGACGAUCGGGAAUGGCAGACACAACUCUUUGCGUUGCUACAAAAACAAACCUACAAUCAAGUGGAAGUUGAUCUCUUCGAGCUGAUGUGCAAAGUGUUGGAUCAGAAUCUGUUCUCACAAGUGGAUUGGGCUAGAAACACUGUCUUCUUUAAGGAUCUUAAGGUUGAUGAUCAAAUGAAAUUGCUGCAGCAUUCCUGGUCAGAUAUGCUUGUGCUGGAUCAUUUGCAUCAGCGAAUACACAAUGGCCUACCCGAUGAAACGCAAUUGAAUAACGGUCAAGUAUUCAAUCUACUUUGGCUGGGUCUGCUGGGUGUACCGCAAUUGUCCGACUAUUUUAAUGAGCUGCAAAAUCGAUUGCAAGAUCUUAAAUUCGAUAUGGGCGAUUAUGUUUGUAUGAAAUUCCUAAUACUACUCAAUCCAGACGUGCGUGGCAUUGUCAACAAGAAGACCGUUUUGGAGGGGCAAGAGAAUGUGCAAGCAGCGCUACUGGAUUACACGCUCACCUGUUAUCCAUCAGUGACGGAUAAAUUUCGGAGGCUGCUCAGCAUACUUCCCGAUAUUCAUGCGAUGGCCUCGCGUGGCGAAGACCAUCUCUAUUCGAAACACUGCGCUGGCAGUGCACCCACACAGACGCUACUCAUGGAAAUGCUGCAUGCAAAACGAAAAGCAUAAAUACAAAAAGGGCUAUGAAAUGUUUGUACAUAUUUUUGUAUGUGUGUUGGAACACGUGAAAGCAGGCGCGUGUAAAAUGUGACGAAAGCGCUUCAAAUGCGGCAGGAGACGAUAUAGAUUGGCUUUUUAUCAAAUGACGCUGAAAUAAUCCAGGGUUGGCUUUUAGAUAAAACAAAGUAAUAAGAAAACAAUAAAUAAACAAAAAAAUUGGGAAGUUAAGAUAAAAGUAUAUAAUAUAAAUAUAUAUAUAUAUAUAUAUAUUUACAUUAAAAAGGUAAUUCGUAGCACUUGGAUUUUACGUUAUCACCAUUCACACUUGCAAUUUAACUGCAGAAUGUAAAAACGAAACGUAGAAAAUGACGAGCGCGUUGAUAUGUAUGUUUAAGGUUAGGCAGUUUAGGCAGAGCAAAGAUAAAUAAUAUAUUUUUAAAAUGGAUAUAUAUGUAUAUUGAUAUAGCUUAAGCGUUUAUUCAUAUUAUUAUAUUAAA
Rhagoletis pomonella (apple maggot) is the source of this 4268-nucleotide messenger RNA. It is a transcript of the gene ftz-f1, whose product is annotated as nuclear hormone receptor FTZ-F1. The record is from RefSeq and is a predicted model, not a curated record. Bases 1459 to 3780 code for a protein of 773 amino acids. NCBI's taxonomy places the organism in Eukaryota, Metazoa, Arthropoda, Insecta, Diptera, Tephritidae. Gene Ontology annotation, molecular function: zinc ion binding; nuclear receptor activity; RNA polymerase II cis-regulatory region sequence-specific DNA binding. Gene Ontology annotation, biological process: regulation of transcription by RNA polymerase II; hormone-mediated signaling pathway; tissue development. The transcript has 8 exons. Gene Ontology annotation, cellular component: RNA polymerase II transcription regulator complex.